Lates calcarifer (barramundi perch) is the source of this 4535-nucleotide messenger RNA. Its product is annotated as centrosomal protein of 128 kDa. The transcript has 25 exons. The record is from RefSeq and is a predicted model, not a curated record. The coding region runs from base 590 to 3769 and encodes 1059 amino acids. Lineage: Eukaryota; Metazoa; Chordata; Actinopteri; Centropomidae.
CUGUUAUUUUCCUGCACAGACGCGGCUAGUUCAAGUUGCCAUAGCAGGGAGAAGCUGAGGGUUGUUCUUCUGUCAGAUAUUACUACACAAAGCGCAAAACCGAUCUCUCUUUUGCGAUAUUUUUAUGACAGCUGCGUGUAUUGCCUCUGUUCUCGCUGAACAUAUGCAGUGUUUUGCAGUUUUACGGUAUUGUUUCAGAGGUAAAUUAGUUGGCUAACGUUGGGUUAGCUAGCUAACGUUCACAGUAGUUGCCACUUGUUGCUAGCCAGGAGGAACAUCACUCACAACAAUGCCCAGGACUGUGAUUGAUUGGGAUGGGGGAAGUGUGAAUUGUAGUGUUUUGCUGGUCAGAUAGUUUUUGGUCUCCACUGGUUGUUAAGGUAACGAUGACAAAGCUUCCAUGGCUGUUUGCUCUAACAAAAAUAUCUAUUGUAAGGAAAAUUCAUAACCAUCCCACUUUGUUCGAUAAUCUGAUUAACGUUACAAUUCACAGUUAGCGUUUUAGCGCCGACGAAGCUAUAUGACUAAUCGUCAUAUUUGCCCUAGUCAGCCGUUUUUCGUCGCCACUUCCGCAGACUUGUCCUAAACUAUGGACACAUCCAGCGAGUCGGAUUCAUACGACAGGGCACGGGAACACAGGCCUCGGGGGCGUGAAGCCCACCGCAGAGAUGGUCGGGACAGGGGCAGAGCCAGUGGAAGUGGAGGUGAUGAACGAGCAGCAGAUAUCUCCGAGAAGAUCAGCACACUGGCUAACACUUUACAGGACACCAGCAGAAACUUGACCAAAGUAGACCGGAUGUUGGGCCAUUACAGGGAGCAUACGGAUGAUCAGGCUGAAGCUAUGGCACUGCUCAGGGAAAACUUGGAGGAGUCAAUCAGUCAGCUGCAGACACAGCGGCUAGGCAGAUCCAAUGGGACUCGGAGUGCUUCAGGUUCGGCCUCUACCCUGCAUACUAGUGACUUGGAGGCUUGCUCAGGUUCAGGCCAGCGUUUCUACCCUACCUCCCCACUGAAGGACUACACAGGCACUGCAGCAAGGAGGAGGAGGUCUCAGUCUGCCGGUGUUCGCUUCAAGGAUUCAAGCCUGACAGGAGAGGAUAUUCAUUCUUUACACCAGUCCUUGAGAGAUCUGCAUUGUGACCAGCAGAGACUGUCUGAUGACCUGGAUAGAGAAAUCCUCAGGAGGAAUAGGUCUGAUAUUGACACGAGGCGUGCGAUGGAGAGCCUCACAGAUCACAUGACAACUUCUCAGAGACAAGACUCAGUGUCAUCUCGCGUGGAGCGACGUCUGCAGGAGCUGGAGAGAGAGAUGCACAUGGAGCAGAGGAGCGUGGAGAGAGAUAGAAGGCCUGAGCAGCGGGUAGCCAUGUCUGACAAGCUGCAGGAGACUUCAGGUAGACGCCAAGUUCAAUCCCAUGAGAGAGAGGAGGCAUUGACAACCAGGUUAUUGAGGGCAGAGAGGGAGAAGUCAAAGAUGGAACAGGAUUUGGAGAGGGCUAGAAGACGACUGGAACAGUCAGAGGAUAGCAGAGAGUCACUCGUUCAACAGGUGGAGGACAUGCAUGGUGAACUGCUGAGGAUGAGGAAAGAGAAGACUGAACUUCAGAGGGCCCGGCUGGAGACUUCUCAGCCUGCUGCUCAGCCACAUGGCAACCACACAGACAGGGAGGAGGGAAGAGGUGGACUGCGAGGGCCAGAUCGUUUAGACCUAGAAAAAGAAGUGGCAGAACUGCGAGUCCAGCUGUGUAAGGCUUCUGUCCUGGGUGAGGUUGAAGAACUGAAGAGGACUUUGGAACGCAAGGAGAAGGAGAGGGUCCAGCUCAGCUUACAGGUGGAGGAAUUGUCAUCAGACCUGGCACGGCGGGAGCAACAGCAGCUACGAAUGCUGGAACAGUUGAGAGAGAUACAGAGCCGAGGACAGGCGGAGAGGAGGGAGACCGAGGCAUUACUCCAAGAGAGCACAAGGAGUAGAGAUGAAUUGAAGACCAGGGCCCAGGAGGCUGUGCGUCAGUGGAGGGCAAAGUGCAAGAGACUGCAGAACGAGCUGGAGGAGGCGCGGGCCCAGGCCCAGUUUCAUACUGACAAGUCCAUGCAGGCAACCAGGGAAAAGGAGAGCUCUCAGGCCCAGCUGAAGGCGCUGAGCCAGCAGGCUGAGGCAGCCCGCAGGGAGCUCGCUGAAAUCCUAGGCCGUUUGGCCCAGCGCGAGGAAGAACUCCACCGCAAGGACGUGGAACUGUCCGAGACCCGCCAGCGCCAGUUGUCACUAGAGCAGGAAAUCCGUGAGGUAAGGGAGACCUCAGCUGCCCUUGAGGAAGAGACUAAGCAUCAGGCUGGCAUCCAAGCAAGACUAAGGGAAGAGAACCAGAGGCUGGAGGAACGAGCUGACACCCAAGCCCGUCGUUGUCAAAGAGAGCAGGACACACAGGCAGAGCUCCAGGCCACCCUGAAGCAGAUGACCUCAGCCCGUACCCAGCUAGCUCAGCGGUUGGCUGAGGAGGAGAGCUCCAGGAAGGAGCUCCAGAAGAGUGCCUCAGAACUACAGGCUAAGCUGACAGCAGUGCAGGGGGAGCGCAAUGCACUGGGGCAACAGCUGCAGCUUGAGAGAGAGGUUCAUCAGAAGGAACUGGACAGCAUGAAAGAAAAGACAGAAGACAGCAGGAUAAAGAAGGAUCGUGAAAUGCAGGAUGCACUAAAGCUCUGCCGUCAGGAGCGAGAUGAAAUGCAGGCACACUUAAAGGAGAUUAAGGCAGACGCAGCGUCAGACAAGGAGCUGUGUGGGGUGCUGCGCAUCAAGUUGGACAGGAUGAAGGAUGAGUGUGAUAAGCUGGCAGCACAGCUGAGCACAAAAGAUGAGACACAUGCACUUCUCCACAGAAAGUACCAUCUACUCAAACAGGAACUGGAUGACAAAGUCAGGUCAGGUGAGCGGAGACAUGCUUUGGAGUCAGAGCUGGAAGAAAAAGUGUUGCGGAUGGAAGCAGAGCAAGAGGAAAUCCUUACCUCUAUGGGCGAGGAGCUAGAUGCAGCCUGCCGCAGCCUGGCUAAGAAUGGUGAAGACAAACUACAGGCAAUCUCACAGAAACCUGGAUUAGUGAAAGACCCCCAUCGCUGGCUAGCUGAGACAAAGACAAAGCUCCGCUGGCUUUGUGAGGAGGUGCGGGAGCGCAACACAAGAGAACAACGCCUGAGGAAGCAGCAUCAGCAAACCAGGGAUCAGUUGAAGGCCCUCAGGCAGAGCCGGGACUCAGAACAGGCUGCUCUCCUCCAGCGCCUGGACCAACAGGAGAAGCUGCUGCACUCCCUUAGCACUGAAAAAAAAGAGCUAUUGGAGAAGAGUCGCAGGAAGGAGGAAGAAAUGAGAAGCCUGCAGGACCGUGUUUUGGAUCUAGAGAUGAACACAAGAGUAGCCCUGGACCACUUGGAGUCACUUCCUGAAAAACAAUGCCUGAUGGAAAACUUCAAAGAUUUGGAGGAGUCACAGCGGCAAAGGGAAAUGGUCGAGCAGCGCUACACCAAAUACAAAGAGAUCGUCUGGGACCUGCAGCAUCAGCUGGAUGAGUCCAAACGCAAAGUCCAAGAGUGCAUAGACGAGAAGCUGGACGCCACAUCCAGGAGCCUGCGACUGGCUGCUCUUUCCUCCUCCAUCAAAGGCCCCAGCUCGUUCUUUAACAGCUCGCUGAUGUCUGACACACUGUCUCCUCACAAACGCCUGACCAGUUCAGACAUGGAUGACUCCACAGUCAACGGGGCUAAACCUCUCACAGAUUAGCUCAACCUCAAGUGAACUUUUAUCUGUAUCUCUACAAACCCAAACACACUGUGCUUACAGCUGAUUCUACCUGCCUGGUGCUCAUCCAGAACAAAGAACAACUUGACUACACUAGGAGGCCUUGCACUCGACACUAAUCCUCCUCGACUACCUCAACCAGGCAAUCACUGAAGGUGCUUGAGACCAGAAGGAUAAGAUGUGAGAUUUCACAGCAAAGUUUGAGAGGGACUCUGAUGGAGGAGAUAUGUUUCUACACUGUAAGUGAGGAUAUACUAUAAAGUGUAUUCAUUGUAUUUAUUAGAACCUGAAUUGAAUGUAUUUAAUGGGUUUGAAAAGGUUUUAAACCAAAAUAGUUUCUGUUACAUUUUUUGCCAUAAUUCCAACAUUCUAGCCACUCAACAGCUGUUUUAAAUAUUAUUUACCUUGUGUCCAAUUUGUACUCUUAAUCAUGCCAAUGUGCUGAAAUGACUUAUAUACAGUAACUAUACAAACUGGUGCCUUUUGAACAAUAUGCAGUUUUUGUUGUUUUACUAACAUACUGGGGCGUCUUUAUCAUGAAAAUGUGACAAACCUGUUGUUUUUUUUUCUGUUCUACCAUCUGUUUUAAUGUAUUGACCAAUUUUCUUUAUGACUUUGUUUUUUGUUUUAUGCGGUAUAUAUUUGUAACAGACAAUGAGCACAAAUGGAUGUCUAUUUUAUAUGAAAUGCAAAAGAAGUAUAUGCACUAUGAAUAAAUCUCCAUCCAGCUAAAUGUCUGGUUUUAUAA